Molecule: messenger RNA, 6916 nt
Organism: Orcinus orca (killer whale)
Lineage: Eukaryota; Metazoa; Chordata; Mammalia; Artiodactyla; Delphinidae
Gene: MLIP
Product: muscular LMNA interacting protein
Exons: 13
Coding region: 2502-5012 (836 amino acids)
Biological process (GO): negative regulation of transcription by RNA polymerase II
Cellular component (GO): sarcolemma; PML body; nuclear envelope
Molecular function (GO): transcription corepressor activity; lamin binding
Source: RefSeq, a predicted model, not a curated record
CCUUAAAUCCUUAAUAAACUAAUUUUGGUGAUGACCAAAAUGAAGGGAAAUGAAAACGAAUGAACAAUGUGACAUCUCCUUUUCUUUGACAUUUGAUUAUUUAUUUUGAAAACUUUCUUCCAUUUCUUUGCAUUUGUAAGAGUGGAUCAAUGACUCUUGCUAUGUUCUGGAUUUUACUGAGAAAGUUGCCUUGGAUGUCCAUUGUGUCUGAUCAUUUUGAUGGUAGAGGAUGUGAGUUAAUUUGUUCCCAAACCUUAACUCCUCCAUGCUGCUGGCUCGUUUGUUUUUAUGGGUGGCACCAUCAUGGAGCUUGGUAGGCAUUUGGGCAUCUCUAAAAAUGCUGCUGGUCUCUCGGGCAUGUCUGUGGUGCCUACUAUGCAUUCUACACCCCUAUUUGGCACCCCUGCCAAGACAGCCCAUUCAUCACCAGUAUAUUUUGAAUUCACUAUUCCCUUUUCUCCAGAGAGGGCCAGAGCUCUGUAAUAAGUUGACACCCAGCAUAUUCUGCAGAAAUAAUUAUUUUCAAAAAACAGAUGGGCGGUAAUGAACACGAUUUUAUAGUAAAUGCCUCAAUAAGCAUCCCUCGACUGGAAGGCAAACAGGAAACUCAGAACUAGGGUUCUCUGAAUUUCUGAGCUCAGUGUCACUUCUGAAUUUUUAGUAAGAUCAGUUACGUUGUUCCCAUGACUUAUGGGGAUAAGAACUCUCUGAGAACUCAGUAAAGAGGAUAUAGGCUUGAUCAGUCUGUACCAGGUAUUCAGGAGUUCAUUGAUUAAGACAUGCUCUCCAAAGCACUGAAACAGCCCUCAAGCAUUAUGAGUAGUAAGAAGAGUCUGGUUUCACCCUGGCUGAAGAUGCAUAGUUGCAAAGAGUAACCGUGAAUCCUGAUCAUUUGGUAGAUCAAAGUGAAAAACUAAAUAAUGGCUCUGAAAGCACUCUUUCAUAAGAAAUAAUCCCACUCUAAGCUCUCUCUGUCCUCCUUUCCAUAGAGUUAGUAACAAAGGUUUAAAAAUUCCUGAAGAAUAUGUAGCAUGAAAUAAAAAAAGGAGGGAAGAGGCGGGAUGCCAUGACGGUGGUGGAUCACAGGAAUCAAUGGGAAAUCCACUAAGCAGUGGGAAUAGGGUCUUAAUGGGCAUCAUUGCAGAAUGAGGUGAGACUGGGAAAAUGAUGAGUUAGGGUAGGAGAGGGCAUGCAGGUGUUCUGAGGACCAUCCUACCAUAUCUAUGAAAAUCAGAACAGAGAACCUAUGCCUCUGUGUGUGUGUGUGUGUGUGUGUGUGUGCGUGUGUGUGUGUGUGUGAUUGUAUGGUGCUGAAGACUUCUUAUUCCAAAGAAGAUGCCUUCUUCCCUCUUCCUAAGUGCCAUCUGGUGUGGUGAAAAGCAUGUUGUAUUUGAGUCUAGGACCAGUAUUGGUGGGAAAGUUGUUUGUGUGGCUUUUGACAAAUCACUUAACCUUUGGUGUCCUUAUUUACAAGGUGAGAGGCUGGGUUGGAUUUUCCAAGAUUGCUACUCUGUCUAAAACUUCAUGAGUCUGUAGAAAAAUACCCUUUGGCUGUGUGCUGAUUAAAUCCUUGCCAUACCAAACAAUGCCUCUUUAUUCAAACAUUGAAAUCGUUAAUAUUUUUAUGUCGUCACUGACCGAAUGUAAAAUGUAAAACAGAAGUCCUUGUGAUUAGAUUAAACCUUCCUUGCAGUAGGACGUUCACAGUUCAGUACUCACGCAUUGAAUUGCAUAUAUUUUCGGUGUUUUCACCGAGAAGUGAGAAAUGACAAAGAUUUGAGAAGAUUUGAGGACUGAAUCAUGCAGGAAAAUUAUGGAAUAGAUGGAGAAGGAAGCAUGUAAAUGCCUCAAUAUUAAUAUUGAGAUAUUAUCGAACUAAGGCGUUCUAUUUUCUUACGAUAUAACAUAAAAUAAAGGGGACACUUUAUUUUCAUCGGGAAUAACAAUUUAGAAAAUAUGAGCUCUGUGUUUUAAAUGUUAUUUCUAAGAUGGUUUGUUUAGGGCGUAUUCAUUCCCUUUUGUAGUUCUCGCUGCUCCCUGCAGUGUGCCUGACACAGAUAACUUGGUCCCUUUGCAACUCUAAUUUUAGUCUCUUUUGCAACUCUAAUUUUAGUCCCUUUUGCAUCACUGAGGUUGGGGAAAAAGUAGAUUGCACACGAAUGGCAAAAUCCUAGUCACCCUUAAGAUUUUUCUUUUCCCUUGAAGAAAAAAUGAGGGCUGUGCCUGUUAGAACCCAGGGCGGGGAGGUGAAGAGUAAAGUGAAACUGAUGAGGAUCCAGAUUUAUACCUUAUGGUUCACACGAAGUUCUCGAAGCCAUCCAGUCUUUUGAAAACCACUGCUAAUUAAAGCAGUGUCUGCUGAUAAUUCUGAUUCCAAUGAGUACUUGACCUUGAAUGUUGGGAGCCAACGGGAGAGAGACCGAGGAACAUUGACUUAUCCUUUAGAGGUCAAGGACAAGGCUUCCCAAGGAAGGGGAUUUAAAGCAAACGAACCUCAAGGAAUGCAGCAAAGUGACCUCUUCAAAGCUGAAUAUGUCUUUAUUGUGGACUCUGAGGGGGAAGAUGAAGCUCCAAGCAGACAAGGUGAACAAGGCCCCCCAGGAGGGAUGGGCACCACAGCUGCUCGGCCCACGUCUCUAGCAAUCUCUUCCAGUCUGGUCUCUGAUGUGGUACGCCCCAAAACUCGGGGGGCAGACGUCCAGGUUCUGUCACAUCCUGAAAUGCCUCAUGGGAUGGCUCCUCAGCAAAAACAUGGGCCGAAAACACCACCUGUCCCAGUCGACCUAGCCGGAGCCUCUGUCCUGGAGGAGUUCCACCCGAGGAGGCUGGAUGUCAGUGGGGCCCUGGUGGAAGAAACAGCCAUGUACUUUCAAACUUCCGCUCACUCUGCACCAUUUUUUGCACCGAAGGGCACGUCCUCGACGUCACAGUUCCCCCAUCCCGCUCAAUUAUCAGGUUCUCACUCAUCCAGUCCAAGUGCAGUCCAGCAAAAACCUGGCCUGACGUCUGAAGUCCUCAAGAAGACUGUCACCUCGCAUGUCCUUAGUCCCAGAGAAAGUCCGAGAACCUCUUCUCCUUCGCUGCCCUCCGGUGCUUCUCUGAAGUCGAAUUCAGCCUCCUACAUCCCGGUCCGCAUCGUCACGCACUCACUCUCUCCGAGUCCCAAACCCUUCCCCUCCCCUUUCCACGGCUCUUCUUCCACUGUCUGUAGCGAAGUGUCAUCCAGCGGGAACUUCUCAACGUCAGGGGUGAAAUCCCCAGUGCCCUCCCGGCUUUCCCUCCUCACUGCCAUCCUCAAGUCCAACCCUUCUCACCAAAGACCCCUUUCCCCGGCAUCCUGUCCCACCUUCUCUCUCAACUCCCUGGCUUCUUCCAGCCUCACACUCGAUCAAAAAAUUAAACAAACCUCUCCUACGCCUAAAAAAUCCCUCUCAAGUUGCUCCCUGCGAGCGGCGUCUCCAGAGCAAAGGGAAAACCAGGUUUCUGAUCUCAGCCAGCAAUCCUUUCCCUUCCCUUUUUCCACUAAAGCUGCUCCCCUUCCUCUGGCAUCCUCCCUUUCUCCCCCGAAACAGGGCAGUAGCAGCCUUGCUUCUUUGAAUGUAGAGAAAACGCCAUCCCCCACUUCUUUAAAGAGCAGCCCAAUGAUUUCCCAGCUGCAAACCAGUACCUCCAGUUCUACAGGUCUGCCUCCUGUCCCUCCAAGCUUUUCUCCUUUGUUUUCCAAGGGCAGACAGGAUGCUGACCUCAGGGGCCCAGGAAAGCCCAGGGAUAUUUCCCCACAUCCUUCUACGUUAGCCUCGUCGGCAUCGUCUUCGGUGUCUCCUCCCACUAACCCAAAAGCCAGGCUCCCCUCUCCAGAGAAAUGCUACCAUCCUUCCCCAGCUCUUUCAAACCUGAUAAACAGAUCCAAGAGAGCAUCAGCACCUCUCUCUGGCCCGGGGCAGACGCCUUUAGCUCCUCCCCCACACCCUGUCUCCAGCGCUGGCUCUGCCUCUCUUCCCCAACUGGGGUGCUCCGCUCUCCCUCGUGCUAAUCCGCCCACCGAGGUGCACCACCUCAGUCCCUCAGCGCUGCACCCAAAUCUUACCCUGCCUUCAAGACUUGGGAAAUCCGAAAGCUCCAUAUCUGACCACAGGUCAUCUGUUUCAUCCCCAUCACCUCCCAUCUCUCUAACAAGAACCAACGAGCUGAUUUCACCUUGUGCAUUGUCCAUGUCAACAGGCCCUGAAAAUAAGAAACACAAGCAAUACAAGACCAAGUCCAGCUACAAGGCUUUUGCAGCAAUCCCAACAAACACAUUGCUUUUGGAACAGAAGGCACUAGACGAACCAGCCAAGACAGAGAGCAUCUCCAAGGACAACACAUUAGAUCCACCUCUGGAGUUGUGUUUCCCUGAACAGCUCAGGCAGCAAACUGAAGAGCUCUGUGCUACCAUUGAUAAGGUCUUACAGGAUUCCUUGUCUAUGCAUUCUUCUGAUUCUCCUUCAAGUUCCCUACAGACAUUUUUCGGUUCUGACACAAUGAAAAUGCCUACAACUCUUCCAAGAGCAGCUGGUCGAGAAACCAAAUAUGCAAACCUCGCCUCACCAUCUUCUACGGUAUCUGAGAGUCAGCUGACGAAGCCUGGAGUAAUUCGUCCCGUACCUGUAAAAUCCAAAAUAUUACUGAGAAAAGAGGAGGAAGUCUAUGAACCCAACCCUUUCAGUAAAUACCUGGAAGAGCACAGUGACUUCUUUUCUGAUCAGGAUGUGCCUGUCCCUCCCAAGCCUUUUUCUCUCCAUCCUUUAUAUCAAACUAAACUCCAUCCUCCUGCUAAGUCUCUGAUGCAUCCACAGACCCUCCCACAUGCUGACUGUCUUACCCCAGGACCCUUCAGUCACUUGUCCUCCUUCUCCCUGAGUGAUGAACAGGAGAAUUCUCACACCCUGUCUAGUCACAACGCAUAUAAUAAGUUGAGUCAUCCAAUGAUGGCUAUUCCGGAACACGAAACUCUUGAUUCCGAAGAGCAAUGAAGAUGAAGAAGUGAAAACCCAGACUGGGCUGAAGCUUUUUGGAGUGCUGGUGCUAAUCACUUGCUAGAUUUAACUUUUAUUACUAUUUUUUUUCAGUCUUAGUGUUUCCUUUAUGAACUGCAGUGGAACUAAAAAAAAAGUUUCCUGCAGGCAUAUAACAUGGAAGUACUCACUAAUACCUGACAUAGGAGAUAUUUACCUACAGUUUCUCCCACCACUGUUAGAGCCUUGAAUGCCUUCUAGUAAGCUGACAGCAAUAUUAACAUGCCCCUCUAUUUAGCAGCCAAAUCACAGGGAAAUAGAAGGAUGGGUGUGACGAUUUUUCAACACCAGUUUUUUUUGUUGUUGUUGUUUUUUGCGGUAUGUGGGCCUCUCACUGUUGUGGCCUCUCCCGUCGCGGAGCACAGGCUCCGGACGCGCAGGCUCAGCAGACAUGGCUCACGGGCCCAGCCGCUCCACGGCAUGUGGGAUCUUCCCGGACCGGGGCACGAACCCGUGUCCCCUGCAUCGGCAGGCGGACUCUCAACCACUGCGCCACCAGGGAAACCCAACACCAGUUUUAUUUAAUGCACACAUUACUCCCUGAAUCAAGAUUUAUUCCCCUUCUGCUUAAUUUCUUUUUCAUGUAAAAAAAAAGAACAGCAACUUUUUAAAAAGGAGCCCCUGCCUGCUUUCAGGAGUUCAUUGGGGGAGCUCUUGAAUGUGAGAAAGUUGGUAUUUUCACAAAACGCAUGCUAUUUUCCUGUUCUGUUUGGGUUCUGUGCUUGAUGGGACAGACAGUCAUGUUGAGGUGGUGUUGCUGGAAUGUUUCUAACAUCACUGUCUCUCUGACCAUCACCACAUGAUUCUUGCAAAGGCUACUUCAGUGUUAGUUUGUACCCAUAAUCUUGGGAGCAGCCAAGACUAUAGAGCAAACCACACUGUUGGUGACAAUCCCGGAGCCAACCUUCAGCAGGCCCAAUGCCCACCAUAUUGGCCGUGGUCUCUUUUUUCCCAGCUGCCAUCCUCAGUAUCCUGUGCUCACCUUUUCUAAGUGGUUUCCUUUUUUCUAGCCUUCUACUGGGGCAACACACUAAGGAAGAGUCCACAAUAGUUCUGGACAGUGAGCUCCUGGUAGCAGAGGACUCUCAGUAGAGACUAUACCCUCGCACACAACACAUGCUCCCCUGGGAGCCAGCUCUGUCUGAGCCAUGGCUCCCUCAGACCACUGCUCCAUCACCCCCAUCAUCCUGCCACAGGCCAUUUUGGAAGGCUCCAUUGCCAGUCAUCAGUUGGCACCUGGAAACACAAAGUUCUCAUCAUCUCCUCCAUUAGUGCGUGAGAAGCAGUGGAACCUUAAUAAAGCUUUCUGCUCUCUCUCCUCCCCUAAACAAAAAUCUCUACCUGCUAAAUUGUGUGAGGCAUCACUUUAGAUUAUUGAUAACCAUCUCUAGUAUUCAGUGUGCUCUGAUCAUGUGUCAGGCACCAUGAAUUUGAUUUAACCUUCACAAUGAGCCUGUGAGACAAGUAAUAGUAUUUUUCAGAUUUUAUGUUUGUAAGAAUAGGCUUCAAAAGGUUAAAUCAAGUUAGUAAGUGGUAGAGACAGAAUUAACAUUCAGAUAAUCAGAUUCUAAGACCAAGUUAUUUAUUCAAUCAUUUAUCCAUUCAUUUUUGACUUUGAGAAUGAAAGGUUGAGUUGAUCACACUCCCUAGUUCAUUGCUGUUUUAAGUUUGGGCAAGACCCCCUCUUCUGUGUACUUGUUGAUUGGAUGACUGAUUGAUUAACUUUUAUAACAAUUUCUAUCUUCCCUUCUGCUAAAAGCACACAUUCUUGUGUUUGAUAAAUAUUCUUUACCUAUAUACGUUUUGAGGAUGUGCAUUGUUUUUCUCUGCAUAUGUAUUUAAUAAAAGUAAAUGACAUUAUA